AUGCUAGCAUGCCUGAGCCUGGAUCAACAAUACUCCGAAACCUGCAAAGAAGUAAAACUACAUGUGAACCCAUUCAUAAAGCACGUUCUCCAAGAAGUGAAACUCUCUGAUGAAGAGUUGGCCAACAAAGUAACUGUUAAAAUAGCUGGGAAUAACCGCUUGAUACCUGUGCAGAAAGUGACCGAUUCUGAUUUUCAAAUCCUUGCAUCUGUCUUUAUGAACAAUGUGUUUCUUACAGGGCUGGACCUGAGAUACAAUCUCCUAACUGAUGCUGGUGCAGCCCAUAUUGCUGCUUUCAUUCAGGAUAAUCGGUCCCUGCUCUACCUCAAUCUGAUGUUUAAUGACAUUGGUACCCUUGGAGCAGAAUUCAUAGCCAAAGCAAUGCACAGGAAUAAAACACUGUGUUACUUAAGAAUGACAGGCAACAAGAUUGAGAAUAAAGGAGGAAUGUAUUUUGCAGCUAUGAUACAGGUGAACACCACAAUACAGAAGCUAGAUUUUGGAGACUGUGACCUGGGUACGCAGAGCAUUAUAGCUUUGGCAACUGUUUUGAAUCACAAUGAGUCAAUUAAAGCUUUAAAUCUCAACAGGCCAAUUCUGUACAGUGAAGAAGAAGAAACCACCAUCCACAUAGCUUCCAUGCUGAAAGUCAACUGCACCUUGGUGGAAUUGCAUUUAUGUAAACAUGGAAUGAAGAAUUUUGGGAUUGAACGUCUGUGCGAUGCCUUGUACAACAAUAGCACCCUCCGAUAUCUUGAUCUCAGCUGUAACAAAAUUAGCCGAGAUGGCAUGAAGUUUCUAGGACAGCUAUUAAAACAAAACACUACGCUUGAGAUUGUGGAUCUUAAUUUUAACAGGAUAGAGGAUGAUGGUGCUUUCUACCUGAGUGAUGCCCUUGCUACACAUAAUCAGACCCUCCAAGCGCUAGCAGUGACGUACAACAAUCUAUCUGGAGCAGGACUGGUUGCACUUUCAGAUGCCAUGAAAACAAACCCUGUCCUUUCGUACAUCUACAUCUGGGGAAACAAAUUUGAUGAGGCUGCUUGUGUGGCAUUUGCAGAAUUGCUUCAGAGUGGCCGUUUGAAGCCCACUGGAACAGAUGUUGAGCCAUACGAAGUGGAUGGACGUAUAUAUCUUGCUGAAGUCUCCCAUGGCCUUAAGCGUCAUUACUACUGGACACCAAGUUAUGGAGAACCAGAUAACGAAUAUGAAAAUGCAUCUUUAGCAAUAAAUCCUGUUAUAGAACAUUUAUGAAUAUAAUUCUUCUCCCACCCACCCCCUUCAGCAAUGUUUUCAUGUGUGUGCCUUGCA
Molecule: messenger RNA, 1311 nt
Organism: Notechis scutatus (mainland tiger snake)
Lineage: Eukaryota; Metazoa; Chordata; Lepidosauria; Squamata; Elapidae
Gene: LRRC34
Product: leucine rich repeat containing 34
Molecular function (GO): protein binding
Source: RefSeq, a predicted model, not a curated record